Messenger RNA from Castor canadensis (American beaver), 3013 nucleotides. It is a transcript of the gene Syvn1, whose product is annotated as synoviolin 1. Gene Ontology annotation, molecular function: ubiquitin protein ligase activity. Gene Ontology annotation, biological process: proteasome-mediated ubiquitin-dependent protein catabolic process; ERAD pathway. Gene Ontology annotation, cellular component: endomembrane system. NCBI's taxonomy places the organism in Eukaryota, Metazoa, Chordata, Mammalia, Rodentia, Castoridae. The record is from RefSeq and is a predicted model, not a curated record.
CGCAGGGGGUGGGGAGUGUUGUUAACCGGAGCGGCUGCCGCAGUCGCGGGGAUUGAGCGGGCUCGCGGCGCUUGGCUCCUGGUCUCCCGGCCAGGGCAAUGUUCCGCACCGCAGUGAUGAUGGCGGCCAGCCUGGCGCUGACCGGGGCCGUGGUGGCUCAUGCCUACUACCUCAAACACCAGUUCUACCCCACUGUGGUGUACUUGACCAAGUCCAGCCCCAGCAUGGCAGUCCUGUAUAUCCAGGCCUUCGUCCUUGUCUUCCUCUUGGGCAAGGUGAUGGGCAAAGUGUUCUUUGGGCAGCUGAGGGCAGCAGAGAUGGAGCACCUUCUGGAGCGUUCCUGGUACGCAGUCACUGAGACUUGUCUGGCCUUCACUGUUUUUCGGGAUGACUUCAGCCCCCGCUUUGUUGCGCUCUUCACUCUUCUUCUCUUCCUCAAGUGUUUUCACUGGUUGGCUGAGGACCGUGUAGACUUUAUGGAACGCAGCCCCAAUAUCUCCUGGCUCUUUCACUGCCGAAUCGUCUCCCUUAUGUUCCUCCUGGGUAUCCUGGACUUCCUGUUCGUCAGCCAUGCCUAUCACAGCAUCCUGACCCGUGGGGCUUCUGUGCAGCUGGUGUUUGGCUUUGAGUAUGCCAUCCUGAUGACUAUGGUGCUCACCAUCUUCAUCAAGUACGUGCUGCACUCUGUGGACCUCCAGAGCGAGAACCCUUGGGAUAAUAAGGCCGUAUACAUGCUCUACACAGAGCUGUUCACAGGCUUCAUCAAGGUUCUGCUGUACAUGGCGUUUAUGACCAUCAUGAUCAAGGUGCACACCUUCCCGCUCUUUGCCAUCCGGCCCAUGUACCUGGCCAUGAGGCAGUUCAAGAAAGCUGUGACAGAUGCCAUCAUGUCCCGCCGAGCUAUCCGUAACAUGAACACACUGUAUCCAGAUGCCACCCCAGAAGAACUCCAGGCAGUGGACAACGUCUGCAUCAUCUGCCGUGAAGAGAUGGUGACUGGUGCCAAGAGACUGCCCUGCAACCACAUCUUCCACACCAGCUGCCUGCGCUCCUGGUUCCAGCGGCAACAGACCUGCCCCACGUGCCGUAUGGAUGUACUGCGGGCAUCGCUGCCAGCUCAGUCACCACCACCCCCUGAGCCUGCAGACCAAGGACCACCCCCUGCUCCCCACCCCCAACCACUCCUGCCCCAGCCCCCUAACUUCCCCCAGGGCCUCCUGCCUCCUUUUCCUCCAGGCAUGUUCCCACUGUGGCCACCAAUGGGCCCCUUUCCACCUGUCCCACCUCCCCCAAGCUCUGGAGAGGCUGUGGCCCCUCCGUCCACCAGUGCAGCCCUUUCUCGGCCCAGUGGAGCAGCCACAACCACAGCUGCUGGCACUAGUACCUCUGCUUCAGCACCUGGCUCUGCCCCCGCUCCAGAGACCGGCCCCACCCCUGGCUUCCCCUUUCCUCCUCCCUGGAUGGGUAUGCCUCUGCCUCCACCCUUUGCCUUCCCCCCCAUGCCUGUGCCCCCUGCUGGCUUUGCCGGGCUGACCCCAGAGGAGUUGAGGGCUCUGGAGGGCCAUGAGCGGCAGCACCUGGAGGCCCGGCUGCAGAGCCUGCGCAACAUCCACACGCUGCUGGACGCCGCCAUGCUGCAGAUCAACCAGUACCUCACUGUGCUGGCCUCCUUAGGGCCACCCCGACCUGCCACUUCAGUUAACCCCACUGAAGAGACUGCCUCUACAGUGGUCACUGCUCCCUCCUCCACCAGCAUCCCCAGCUCUGAGGCCACCACCCCAACCCCAGGAGCCUCCCCACCAGCCUCUGAAACUGAAAAAUCUCCAGCUCCUGAUUCAGUGGGCGCAGAGGAGCUGCCCGAGGAUGGAGAGCCUGAUGCUGCAGAACUCCGCCGGCGCCGCCUGCAAAAGUUGGAGUCCCCUGUUGCCCACUGACACUGCCCCAGGCCUGACCCUGCCCCCGCUCUCUUGAGCAGCCCUCGCUGGAACACGUCCUGCCACCAAGUGCCAGCUCCCUCCAUCUGCACCAGGGAGUAGUAACCCCAGCUCUGAGAAGGAAGUGGCAGCACCCCCGAGGCUGAGUUCCCAGGCGAGAACUUGAGCCCUCAGAGCCCAGGGACUGUGAGGAUGUUGGUCAGUUCCAGCCUUCCUCUCCAUCUCUUCAGCCUUGUGGUCUGCUAGGGCUCUGAAGGCAGGUUCAACCUCUGAAAAGCCCUCUUCCUUCCCCUCAUUUCUGGAAGAAGGGCAGCCCCUCUGAGCCCUACUUGUGUGCUGGGUCAUGCUGCGUGCCGAACAGUAUUAGCUCCGGUUCCCAAGUGUGGACCCCAGAGGAGCUGGAGUCGAACCAGAACUUUCCCCUGGCUCUCCAGCCACGACUGGUACUGAUUUCCUUUUCAUACCCCCAUCUUCCCAGAAGCCCCUUUGUGAUGGUGGCUGUGCCCCCUAUGCCCUGUGGCAUUUCCAAGUCUUACUGGCAACCAUACAACUCAGGGAAAGGAGUGCCUGCGGGUGGGGGUUAGGCGGGCAGCACUGAGGGACCCUGCCCCGCCCCUCCCCCAGACCCUUUCCCCUGCAGCUUCUCAGCUGAGACUAAUAGUCUCACCCAGCAGCCACUGCCCAGCCAUGGCAGGCUGAGGGCCAGUGUACUGCUCCUUAACCACUGCAACCCUGGAACCCAAGGAAGGGCACUCCUGAGCUGCAGACCUUUCUCCAGUUCAGGAUUGUACUACUUCCUACCUAGUGGCUUUUGGCUUAAAUUUUGUCUUUUGAAUUUGAAUGCUUGACCCCAGGAAGGGGAGUAGGAGUGUACUUCUGCUCUUUCAGUUUAUAGAAUGGGCUCUGGACCAGGCAGGGACCACAGGAACCGAGACCUGCCCACCCUUCUUUCUUCACCUCGGUUUUGUGUUACAAGAGUUGCUGGAGACAGUUUCAGAUGAUUAUUUAAUUUGUAAAUAUUGUACAAAUUUUAAUAGCUUAAAUUGUACAUACAGCCGAAUAAAAACUUGCAUUAACAA